Emiliania huxleyi CCMP1516 is the source of this 1498-nucleotide messenger RNA. RefSeq lists its product as hypothetical. The record is from RefSeq and is a predicted model, not a curated record. The transcript is spliced from 9 exons. Gene Ontology annotation, molecular function: NAD+ binding. Lineage: Eukaryota; Haptophyta; Isochrysidales; Noelaerhabdaceae. The annotation marks the transcript as partial.
CAGGCGCCGCCGUAUCGCACAGGCCGUGCCUACGAGCACAGGCCCCCGAUGGCGCUCUCCCAGCGGGACUCGGCCAAGCUGGAGCGCGCGGCGCAGUCCAGGGCUGCGGCGGAGGAGCGGGAGGUGGAGCGUCGGCUCAAGGCCGCGCUCCGCACGCCAGUCGACGAGCGCACCGCCGCCGACCUCGCGCUGCUGGAGGCGCGGCCAGAGGAGGCGCGCCGGCUGCAGGCAGCGCAGGAGCGGACUGCAGCGCGCAAGGCGGCCGAGGCGGCGAGCAUGGUGGAAACGGAGGACGACGCCGAAGUCCUCCGCGGCAAGAUCGACGCGCUGAGCGAGAUGCUGGCUGGAGCGCGUCACGUGGUUGUGUACACCGGCGCUGGGAUCUCGACUGCCGCCAACAUCCCCGACUACCGCGGGCCGCAGGGGAUAUGGACGCAGCAGAAAAAGGCGCCCGCGGGCAAGGCCGGCUCCCUCUCCAGCGGCUCUCGCGCCGGCGGCGUCGACAAGCUCGGCGUCACGCCAACCGAGGGCCACAUGGCGCUCGCUGCCCUCGUGCGCGCCGGCCGCGUCGCCGCUGUCGUCUCUCAAAACAUCGACGGCCUGCACAUGCGCUCGGGGGUGCCGCCGUCGGCGCUGACGGAGUUGCACGGCAACGUCUUUCGCGAGCGAUGCCGCGCGUGUGGCCGCGAGUUUCUGCGUGGUUUCGACGUGACAGAGGCGUCUUCAUACCGGCGGCACACCACGAUGCGCAAAUGUGACGACAGCAGCUGCCGCGCGCCACUGCACGACACAAUCGUCUACUUUGGGGAGAAGAUCGACGAGGCGCGACGCGCGUACCCGCACAUUCGGCGAGCUGCGAGGACGCAGCUCGAGUCGGCGCAAGAGGCCGCGGGUCGCGCCGACGUGUCGCUCUUCGUUGGUUCUUCGCUCAAGGACCGCGUCGCGGAGCUCGUCGUGCGCGGCCGCGCAGACUACGUGCUGACCCAGCUGGCUGCGCGGCUCGGCGUCGGCGUUCCUCCGUACGACGCAACCGCUGAUGCCGUGCUCCGCCUCGCGCGCAGAGUGCGUCAACCGAGCCGUUCGGCUUCGGCCGCGUCUCGAAGGCCACCAAGCAAAGCGGCGGCGGUGCCAAGCAAAGCAGCGGCGACGGUGGCGCCAAGCAAAGCAGCGGCGACGGUGGCGCCAAGCAAAGCGGCGGCGACGAUUGCGGCGGCGGCGGCGGUGGCGGUAGCUGAGCCCGCCGCGGUUGCGGUAGAGGAUGCGGCGGCCGCCGAGGGCGGCGGUGCAGGUGGGUCAAGUCUUGCGGUGUAUUGCUGCCGCUGCGGCGCUGUGCUUGAUGACGAGGAGGGCGUGACCGUUCGGCGCGCCGUCGGCGAGUGCGACGUCGCUGGCUGCGAGCAUUGGGCGUGCUUGCGGUGCGCGGGAGUCAAGGCCGGGUACAGCGGCGAGUGGGUGUGUGGUUGCGCUCAAUGCGGCACGGGUCUGGGCUCUGCAGCAC